Molecule: messenger RNA, 1938 nt
Organism: Phyllostomus discolor (pale spear-nosed bat)
Lineage: Eukaryota; Metazoa; Chordata; Mammalia; Chiroptera; Phyllostomidae
Gene: KCNIP1
Product: potassium voltage-gated channel interacting protein 1
Exons: 8
Coding region: 478-1128 (216 amino acids)
Biological process (GO): regulation of potassium ion transmembrane transport
Cellular component (GO): voltage-gated potassium channel complex
Molecular function (GO): transmembrane transporter binding; potassium channel regulator activity; calcium ion binding
Source: RefSeq, a predicted model, not a curated record
CGCGCGGUCCCGGCUCUGUUCAUUCAUGAUUGGUACUCGGCCCCCGGAGACCCAGCCGGAGCGCCGGGAGGGGAGCCGAGCGUGCGGCGGCAGGAGGGGCGGGCGGAGCGAGGCUCCCGCACCGCACACAGCGCUGGCUCCGUAGCCUCGGCCGGCCGGGCGGGCGGGCGUCCGCCCCGUGUCCAGCUCCAGGCAGGCUCCCAGGCACUGUCGCCGGCCCUUGGCGAAGGAAGCAGCCAGGCCGGGGUCCGAGGGCUCUCGGGGAGCCGCUGGCCCUGUGAGUCAGUGCAUGUGCAGGGCUGAAGACGAAAAGAAAGGGCUCCCCAGAGCCGGCCCCACGCUCGCUGAAUACCAAGCUGCAAGCGGGCUGCUGGGCGCUCUGUUCCCCCUCCAGUUCGGAGUGGAGGGUCCACACUGAUCUCUUUCCAGGGGAGGGGAGGGCCAGGGCCCGGGGUCCCAACUCCAGUCUCGGCUGCCAUGGGGGCCGUCAUGGGCACCUUCUCUUCUCUGCAAACCAAACAAAGGCGACCCUCGAAAGAUAAGAUCGAGGACGAGCUGGAAAUGACCAUGGUCUGCCAUCGGCCCGAGGGACUGGAGCAGCUUGAGGCCCAGACGAACUUCACCAAGCGGGAGCUGCAGGUCCUCUAUCGAGGCUUCAAAAACGAGUGCCCCAGCGGCGUGGUCAACGAGGAGACGUUCAAGCAGAUCUACGCACAGUUUUUCCCUCAUGGAGACGCCAGCACGUACGCCCAUUACCUCUUCCACGCCUUCGACACCACCCAGACCGGCUCCGUGAAGUUCGAGGACUUUGUAACCGCUCUGUCCAUUUUACUGAGGGGGACCGUCCACGAGAAACUAAGGUGGACGUUUAAUUUGUACGACAUCAACAAAGACGGAUACAUCAACAAAGAGGAGAUGAUGGACAUCGUCAAAGCCAUCUACGACAUGAUGGGCAAGUACACCUACCCCGUGCUCAAAGAAGACACUCCAAGGCAGCACGUGGACGUCUUCUUCCAGAAAAUGGAUAAAAAUAAAGAUGGGAUCGUGACUUUGGACGAAUUCCUUGAAUCCUGCCAGGAGGACGACAACAUCAUGAGGUCCCUCCAGCUGUUCCAAAACGUCAUGUAACUGCGGACACUGCCAUCCGGCUCUCGGAGACCUUGGACGAAGCCCACGCCUGAACACCUUGCCCCGCCCCCUGCCCAUCUCACACCCUGACUCCGGGGCAGGGGCGCCUGCUCCGCUUCGGAGGAGGCCUCGGCGGAGGACUUCCCGCGGAGCCCAGGACCACGCGGCUCGGCCUCUGAUUGCCAGCUCUCCCUCCUCCCUCUCCCGGAGAGAGAGCCCAGACGACAUUGGAAGCAUGCUCCUCGCCUCACACCGCUGCCCCGCGGACGGUCCCUCUGCUUCAGCUUAGUAGCGCCCACCUGUCCGCCCGCGUGCCCCAGCCCACCGCUGCCCAGCGCCGCCGCCCUUGAUGCACCUGGAAGCAGGACGACCUGAGCCAAGCGCACCCCGUCCUCUGCCGGCCUCCCAAACCAACGUGCCUGUGGCCCUUCCUCCCUUCGGUGGGAAGAGUGAGCGUCGCACCGAUCAACCUGAAUCUACCGCGGCCGCGGCCGGAUGGGGAGCGCCAGCACCUAACCUGUCUCCGUGGGCUAGGACAGGGUUACCACGCGUGGCGUGGCCUGACGACCCAAACCACCCACGUCUUGUGUUUCCAGGGGCCAGCGCCGAUCCUUCUGUCUCACACCAGCGCCUGUGCUGGUGGUACAAAUCCCCUAACUGCCCGGGACGGGCGCCAGCGCCCUGUGGCCCGCGUCCCCACGCCAUCUCCCGCUAGCGCCCAGCGCCGCAUGUCCCUUCCAGAAGGCCCCGAAUGCCUGCAGAUUGCUGUAAUUUUAUACCAUCUUCUAAUCAAUAAACAGAAUUAUUUCU